Messenger RNA from Encephalitozoon cuniculi GB-M1, 1683 nucleotides. RefSeq lists its product as uncharacterized. Gene Ontology annotation, biological process: tRNA wobble base 5-methoxycarbonylmethyl-2-thiouridinylation. The transcript has a single exon. Gene Ontology annotation, molecular function: acyltransferase activity, transferring groups other than amino-acyl groups; iron-sulfur cluster binding. Gene Ontology annotation, cellular component: nucleus; elongator holoenzyme complex; cytoplasm. The coding region runs from base 1 to 1683 and encodes 560 amino acids. The record is from RefSeq and is marked provisional. Lineage: Eukaryota; Fungi; Microsporidia; Unikaryonidae.
AUGUCCGACUUCCUCAAGGCAUGCAACGAGAUUUCGAGCGAGAUAGUCGAGCUCUACAAGCAGGAGAAAAGGAUAGACGUGAGUGCGAUCAAGUCGAGGGUAUGCAGGAAGUACAGGCUUGGAUGCACUCCACGGAUUGUGGACAUCAUUUCGUUCAUUCCGCCCGAGCACGGACGUCUGAUUGAGCAGCUCAGGGCGAAGCCUGUCAGAACUGCGUCUGGGGUUGCUGUUGUUGCUGUGAUGUGCAAGCCCCACAGAUGUCCACACAUCGCACUGACCGGAAACAUAUGCGUGUACUGCCCGGGUGGCCCCGACUCCGACUUUGAGUACUCCACUCAAUCAUACACGGGAUACGAGCCGACGAGCAUGAGGGCAAUAAGAAGCAGGUACGAUCCAUUUGAGCAGGCAAGAGAAAGGCUCCGGCAGCUCAAGGCGCUUGGGCACAACACAGACAAGGUGGAGUACAUAAUAAUGGGGGGAACAUUUAUGUCUCUACCCGAGUCGUACAGAGACAGAUUCAUCUCAAGGCUGCACGAUGCUCUUAGCGGGCACACAUCGCCGACUGUCGAAGAAGCCAUACGGGUUGGGGCAGAAGGGCGCCUGAAGUGUGUUGGAAUAACAAUAGAGACAAGGCCAGACUUCUGCGUGCGCCCUCAUCUCAGCAAAAUGCUAGGAUAUGGAUGCACAAGAAUCGAGGUAGGCGUCCAGAGUGUAUACGAGGAUGUUGCCAGAGACACCAACAGAGGGCACACGGUUGAGAGUGUCUGCGAAUCCUUUGCACUUGCGAAGGACGCAGGGUUCAAGAUAGUUGCUCACAUGAUGCCCAAUCUUCCGAAUGUUCCCAUGAAAAGAGACCUUGCACAGUUUCGAGAGUACUUCGACAACCCCGGGUUCAGAAGCGACGGACUGAAGAUAUAUCCCACGCUUGUGAUCAAGGGCACAGGGCUGUUUGAGCUGUGGAAAAACAACAAGUACAGGAACUACUCCCCGGACGAGCUGAUUGAUCUUCUUGCAAGGAUUCUUUCACUUGUGCCGCCAUGGAUGAGGAUAUACAGGGUGCAGAGGGACAUCCCGAUGACGCUGGUGAGCUCUGGCGUGGAGCACGGCAACAUAAGAGAGCUGGCGCUGGCUAGAAUGAAAGACUACAGGACACGCUGCAGAGACAUUCGAACCAGAGAGGUUGGGAUCAGGAAUAUCCACGAGAACAUCCUGCCUGAAGAGGUCGAGCUGGUGAGAAGAGACUAUGUGGCAAACAAGGGCUGGGAGACGUUUCUUAGCUAUGAAGACGUGAAGCAAGACAUUCUGAUAGGGCUGCUGAGGCUGCGCAAGUGCAGUGUGGACACGUUUCGGACCGAGCUAAGGGGCCUAGGCCUGCAACCUGCAGCGAAUGAAGGUAGCCUCGAGGCAGAUGGACAUCAUCCUGCUGUGGUCAAUGAGCAUUCGUCCAUAAUAAGAGAGCUUCAUGUGUACGGAAGCGCCGCAGCCAUAAGCAAAAGUGAUGGCACGAAGUAUCAGCACCAGGGGUACGGCACACUCCUGAUUGCCGAGGCUGAGCGGAUUGCAAGGGACGAGCACAAGUCAGCAAAGAUCGCAAUAAUCUCCGGGGUUGGAACCAGAAACUACUAUGCCAGGUUUGGGUAUGUCUUGGAAGGCCCGUAUAUGGUUAAAAGCCUCACGGGCUGA